AUGUCGUCCUCCAGGAUUGGCGGGUUCGCCUUGACCAUCCCCAUCAUUUCCGUGGCCGUCGGAUCGAUGGGUUAUGCUGCCUGGCGCAUCAACUGGCCUGCCUUGGUGCAGUCGUUUCUGACGGGCCCAGGCCGAACAUCGCGGGUGUUGCUGCUGCUGUUCAUCGUCUUCAACUGGAAGACGCUCCCACUUGCGUGGACUUAUCGCAUCUUCUAUGCCAUGCUCUACCACAUGGUCUUUCGCAAAUCACAAAAACUCGGGCCCCGUGCCCUCUUCAAGCCCAUGAUCUCCGAUACCAAAGCGGCUCUGCUCGAGAUCGAUUACAACCUCCACAAGUCAAACUCUACCUACUUCGCCGACCUCGACGUUUCACGAACACACCUCUGUGCCUACCUGCUGCGAGACCCCAUCCGCAGCAUGUCCAACAACCUCAAGACAAGGCUCGUCCUUGACCCGCGCACCGGCCAGCCAGUCAAGGGCAACUUUGCCAUCGCCCUGGGCUCCGUCAUGUGCAGCUUCAAGCGGGAGAUUUCACCAUACCAGUCCUACGAGAUCUGGAGUCGGGUGGCUUGCUGGGACCGCAAGUGGCUCUACAUCAUCAGCUACUUCAUGCCCAAGGGCGCUGCCAGGCCUACCGAGUGGCUGGAUCCCAACUUCCGGCGCGUCCGGACCAGAGACCACAAGGAUGCCACCAGCGGCUGGGAGAAGAAGAUCCAUGCCACCGCCAUGAGCAAGUACGUCUUCAAAGUCGGCCGCUUUACCGUUCACCCCGCCAUCGUGCUGAAUGGCGCCGGCUUGCUGCCUCCUCGACCUGGUGGAUGGCAGAGCGGCGAGAACUAUCUGGGCGACGAAUCGGUAGACCUGAGCGAUGUCAACCUGACAGAUGAUGACGAGUGGGACUGGCGCCGUGUCGAGGCUCAGCGCCGUGAAGGCAUGAAGCUGGCUUCGCAAUUCCACGCCUUGGACGGACUUCACGAUAGCUUUGACGGCGGCAACUAUGGUGCCCUUGCCAGAUUCGGACCUGGCUAA
Trichoderma harzianum CBS 226.95 is the source of this 1029-nucleotide messenger RNA. RefSeq lists its product as hypothetical. Bases 1 to 1029 code for a protein of 342 amino acids. The record is from RefSeq and is a predicted model, not a curated record. Lineage: Eukaryota; Fungi; Ascomycota; Sordariomycetes; Hypocreales; Hypocreaceae. The transcript is spliced from 2 exons.